AGAUUUACCAAAUUAUCAACAUAUUCACCGAUAAAGAGAUUUAGGGUUUUCAAGUAUUCUUCUUUUACAUAUCAGAGAAAGGAAAUCAAGUCUUUCUCUACAGACGAUUACAAGCAGCGAAGCAAAGCGAGAAGGGCUUGUAACGUUUCUCUCUCUUGCAAAAUGUUGAUUCCGAAGAAGAACCGAAAUGAGGUCUACAAAUACCUCUUUAAAGAGGGUGUGCUUUAUGCAAAGAAGGACUAUAAUUUGGCCAAGCAUCCUGAAAUUGAUGUACCCAAUCUCCAGGUAAUUAAAUUGAUGCAAAGCUUCAAGUCUAAAGAGUAUGUGAGGGAGUCGUUUGCGUGGAUGUAUUACUAUUGGUACCUCACAAAUGAUGGCAUUGAGUACCUUCGUACAUACUUGAACCUGCCAUCAGAAAUUGUUCCUGCAACACUGAAGAAAUCUGCCAAGCCUUUGGGAAGGCCCAUGGGCGGCCCUCCUGGUGGUGACAGGCCUAGAGGGCCACCUCGAUUUGAGGGUGAUCGACCAAGAUUUGGUGAUCGGGAGGGAUACCGUGGUGGUCCUCCACGUGGAGGUCCAGGAGAAUUUGGUGAGAAGGGUGGAGCUCCCGCUGAAUAUCAGCCUCAAUUUCGGGCACCUGGUGCAAGACCAGGCUUUGGCCGUGGAGGAGGUGGAUUUGGUGGAGGUGGAAGUGGAAGUUAUGGGGCUGCUCCUGGAUCCUCAGGAUUUCAAGAGUAAGAAUGGUGGAAUGUUUACUAAUAUAGAGGGGUGUCUGUUUUCACCCCUUUUCCCUAUUUGCGAAGCAUGAGUGUGCUAUAUCCUUGACAAAUGAGAUGAGUCCUGAGUAAUGUAGCAAACAAAAAGAUUUCUUGGAUAAUAGUCUGAUUUUGUAUGAGACUACAAUUAGUUGUUUUGUUUUUGACCUUCUCAAAGGUAGCAAAUCAUUUUCAAAAUUUAUAAUUGUUUUUGAACUUCCA
This is a messenger RNA of Cryptomeria japonica (Japanese cedar), 977 nucleotides long. Its product is annotated as small ribosomal subunit protein eS10z. Lineage: Eukaryota; Viridiplantae; Streptophyta; Pinopsida; Cupressales; Cupressaceae. The transcript has 5 exons. The record is from RefSeq and is a predicted model, not a curated record. Gene Ontology annotation, molecular function: structural constituent of ribosome; RNA binding. Gene Ontology annotation, cellular component: cytosolic small ribosomal subunit. The coding region runs from base 163 to 738 and encodes 191 amino acids.